Messenger RNA from Pelodiscus sinensis (Chinese soft-shelled turtle), 1523 nucleotides. NCBI's taxonomy places the organism in Eukaryota, Metazoa, Chordata, Testudines, Trionychidae. The record is from RefSeq and is a predicted model, not a curated record.
AAUGUGCCUGCUGCGUGCUGGGCGCCGAGGGGUUCACCUCGGGGAGGCAUUACUGGGAGGUGGAUGUUGGGGAUCUGCGUCCGUGGGCUGUGGGGGUGGCCAUAGAGUCAGUGAAAAGGAAGGGAACUCUCAUGCGUAAGCCGGAGGAGGGGAUCUGGUGUCGUGAGUGCAGGUGGUCUUUGAGGGACGCAGACGGCUCUUCUGAUGUGCCCCCAAAUGAGUGUGGGAGGUCUGGGAAGAUCGGGGUUUGUCUGGAUUAUGAAGAGGGGUGGGUUGGAUUUUAUGAAGGUGACCAUAUGACUGUGAUGUUGGCCUCCUUCAACGAGGAAGUCGUUUUCCCUUUCUUUUAUGUGGGCAUGGGGGUUAGCCUAACAAUCUUGCCCUGAAGCACGCUGGGGCUUGUCCUCCCACCCCAGGAAAGGCAUCCCUCUAGCCAUUUUCUGCACAGCCUGCCCUAGCCUCUGUGGCCUUGUCUAGACACAAGCUUUGCACCAACACCUGAUUUAAUUUGAACCGGAGCACACACCUGUGUGGAUGCUCUUAAUUGGGCUCCAAAAUGGUGUGGCUCAAUUUUUUCUAUAUUAGAUGAAGGAUCGAGGCUGCAGCGAUCGAUCCACUGGUGGUUGACUUAUUGCGUCUGCUUAGACAUGAUAAAUUAACCUCCGAGUGCUCUCCCGAUGAUUCUGGCACUCCACCAGGGUGAGAAGAGUAGCUGGAGUAGACAGGUGACAGCCCCCACCGAUCUUACUGUGUGGAAGACACCGCGAUCCAAACGUAAGUUUUUUAUCCCCAGAGAGGGGAGUUGGUUGGGGAUAAUGUCCCCUCUAAUGUUUUCCAUCCAUGUGCAGAAUAAAUUUUGUUAUGUGCACCAAAGCAUGUGCCUAUGUGCACUACCAUAAGAAACUCCAAACCCAGCUGUAUGCGCUCUGCUGAUCAGCUGAGCAGUUGGAAGGUAAAAUCCUGAUUAAUCUGUUGGCCAGUUAAACAUUUGGUUCACCUAGCGUUUGACUGGUUAAUCGACCAAGCAGGAUCCUGGGCGGGGGAGUUGCCCCAUGGCACUGGUUAAUCAUCACCCGGGAAGCAUCAUCCGUCCACAUCCCUUCUGAGCAGCCACACAAGUGCACAGAUUCCAGGCAGCCCUGGUUGAAACCCCGUUACAGAUGCUCCAGCAGGCCUGAGAUACAGAUGUUAGCAUAUAGUCGUUUAAACUAUUAAACGAUACACCUCGUUUUAUCGGUUAAGCCAAAUGACUACAUGCAACACUCCCCUCCCCCUUGUUGCCUCUGUAUCAGAGGCAGCCAGGGUGGGAGGUGGGAGCCGGUGUCCAUGGGGAGCCGGCUUUAAAGCUGGCUCAACACAAGCACUGGAUUCUGAGGAGCCGCCUGCCCCACCUGUCCUGCACUGCUGCCUCUGAUAGUGAGGCAGCAGCAUGGAGGGGGAGGGGGCUGGCAGGAGCUGGGACACAUGGGAAAUCAGCUUUGAAACAGCCCUCCACACGUGCCAGUUCUGCGGGGCCACCUGCC